AUGAAUCGGACUAAGCGUAAUAAUCCAGAAAUGGUGAAAAACACUGAGUGUGUUACUGAGACUGAAAUGAGUUCAGACGUGUAUCGACUUAUAACUAACGAGGAAAAACCACCAGAUAUUAAACAUGAUAAAGAAAAUUCGUGGAUUGAUGCAGUGCAAAUGUUCGCUUCAUUUUUACUUGCUGGAUUUGGAAUGGUGGCGGCGAGUUUACUUUUGGAUGUUGUUCAGCAUUGGCAAGUUUUUGAACAAGUAUCUGAAGUUUACAUUUUAGUACCAGCUCUUCUAGGAUUAAAAGGAAAUUUGGAAAUGACAUUAGCAUCACGUCUCUCUACCCAUGCUCACUUAGGACAUCUCGCAAAGAGUUUAUAUUCAUUGGUAAUAGGUAAUCUGUGUCUUAUACAAUGUCAAGCUAUUCUUGUUGGAUUCUUAGCAGCUAUGGCAGCUGUUGCCAUGGGUUGGAUACCCAAGGGUGAAUUUGAUAUUCAUCAUGCCAUGUUAUUAUGUGCAUCCAGUGUACUUACAGCUUCAUUUGCAAGUUUUGUUCUUGGACUAAUAAUGAUUGGAGUGAUUGUUGUUUCAAAAAAGAUAAACAUAAAUCCUGAUAAUGUAGCAACACCUAUAGCUGCUAGUCUUGGAGAUUUGACAACAUUGGCAUUAUUAUCUUGGAUAGCAUCUUUAUUGUACAAGUCACUUGGCACACAUCUACUUCUUCCAUCUAUAAUUAUCAUUGGUGGGGCAAUACUUGUACCAGUGUGUGGAUAUGUAGCAUGGAAAAAUAACUUCACUAGACAGGCAUUAGAUGAAGGAUGGGUUCCUGUUGUUUCUGCUAUGGUCAUAAGUAGCGCUGGGGGGCUCAUAUUGGACUACACAGUAUCAAAUUAUAAGGGCAUUGCUGUAUUUCAAUUAGUAAUAAAUGGUAUUGGGGGUAACAUGGUAGCUGUGCAUGCAUCCAGGUUGUCAACUUUAAUGCAUACUGGCCAAAAGGAAGGCACUGUAAUAAGUAAUACUACUAAAUUACUAUUAUUAAUGGUAAUACCAGGUCAACUUAUAUUUGUAUAUACAAUAGGGUAUCUCAAAGCUGGUCAUACAUCUUUGACACCUAUUUUUAUUUUAAUUUAUAUGUCUGCUGCCUUAUUGCAAGUGUUUCUUCUUUUAACAAUUAGUCAUUAUUUGGUUGUGUGGAUGUGGAAAUUAGGUUUAGAUCCCGACAAUUCUGCUAUUCCAUACUUAACUGCCUUAGGAGACUUACUUGGAACAGCAUUGUUGGGUAUAGCCUUCCACAUUCUAUAUGCAAUAGGUGAUAAAGAUAGUGACUUAGGUGAC
Brenthis ino (lesser marbled fritillary) is the source of this 1323-nucleotide messenger RNA. Lineage: Eukaryota; Metazoa; Arthropoda; Insecta; Lepidoptera; Nymphalidae. The record is from the annotation of a GenBank genome assembly.